Molecule: messenger RNA, 4327 nt
Organism: Acanthaster planci (crown-of-thorns starfish)
Lineage: Eukaryota; Metazoa; Echinodermata; Asteroidea; Valvatida; Acanthasteridae
Product: AMMECR1-like protein
Source: RefSeq, a predicted model, not a curated record
GCUUCAGGUAAGGGUUGUUGACCUUGCAUUCGACAAAAGCGUCCACUUUUCAUCGUACCGUAAGUAUGAGAUGAUACCAUUCAUCCCGGAAGGAUGCAAGAUAAACCUUUCCACCUACUACAAGGCUUAUGAAUAAUUAAUAUUUCCAAUAAAUGACGUAAAAAGCAGGAAUGAUUCAUAAAAGUUAUGAAUCGACCCCUGACGAACUCAGCUGAUUGCACUGGUAUCCGCUUCACUUACAACGUGUUAACAGUAGGAAUGAGCCGCAUACCAAUGAGGAAUCGUCCACCAGCGCAAAAUUAUUCUUUGUGUCAAGAUGGCGACCGGCUGUUGUGGAGUGAAACGGCAAAAAGUCUCCGCACCUUCCGAUCGAAACGAUCGGUCGGACCGCUGCGAAAAGGGCGACCGAUGUUCCCAUUCGGGCCAUGAUCUCCGGCCUGGCACCAGCUCGGGUUGUGGCGACCCACAGCGGGCCCUUCAGCCGAAAAUGAACGGUUAUCACCACCACGACCGCGGCGGCUCUUACGGCGGGCACGGCCAUAGCGGUCCCCACAACAAUUCCAACCACCGAGUAGUGUGUGCCGAGAUGUGUUUUUUCUGUUUCGAUGUUUUGUAUCGCCACUUUCACAUGUUGAAUGGCGAGCCGCCGAGAGUGCCCACAUUUACCGAUGCUCCAUAUCCCUUAUUCGUGACGUGGAAGAUCGGCAAGGACAAACGACUGCGCGGCUGUAUAGGAACCUUCACUGCCUUGAAUCUACACGAUGGCCUCAGGGAAUAUGCAAUCUCUAGUGCAUUUAAGGAUAGUCGUUUCCCGCCUGUCAAUAAGGAUGAGAUCUCCCGUAUGUCCUGCUCCGUCUCCUUGCUACGUCACUUUGAGGAGGCCCGAGACUACGAAGAUUGGGAGGUGGGCGUCCAUGGUAUUCGCAUAGAAUUUUACAAUGAAAAGGGAGUGAAGAAGACGGCUACUUACCUUCCAGAGGUAGCCCUGGAGCAGAAUUGGAACAAGGAGCAGACGAUAGACUCGCUCCUGCGCAAGGGGGGCUACAAGGUCCCCAUCACCAACGACUUCCGCAAGACGAUACGGGUGACCCGCUACCAGAGCGAGAAGAUCUCGGUCAACUUCAGCGAUUACGCCGAGCACUUUCGGCAGAACGGGCGGGUUUAAUGAAUGGCAGCCACAAGCGCAAACUCACUGGGGGAGGAGGGGCCUGAAGCACGUCUGGACGGCGAUCGUAAUCCUCGUCGUCGUCUUUGCUAUUUAUUUUUUCAACUGAUCCUUUUGUUCUUUUUUUGUUUGUUUGUUUUAUUUCCCGUAAUUCAAGCACAUCUGUUUUUAAACCUGUGUUGCCCUGAAGGCCGGUUCAUACAUGGCACGAGCGCAAACACAGCUGUGACAUUGUGACGUCUGAUCAACAUUUGUGCUGCGUAUUCUGAAAAGUUGAACAUGUUUCAACCCGUGCAUUUUAGCUGCGUAUAUUUUGGAACUGCAAAUUUGGUUUGCUCUCCCAUUCACUUGAAUAAUGAAUCGGCCUCAUGUGCGUCAGCUCGAAUGCAAGUUCGAAUUUAUGACGUGGCCAGCAGCCGUGCUACAAAUUGGCAAAGUUGAACUCUCACCAAAUUUGCCGCACCUAUUUAUUGACGUCAAAAUUAUUCCUGCAUUCGUGCGAAGCAUGAACUGGCCUUGAAUGGGUUAUGCCCAUGUGUUCUUAGAAGUGUGUGCACAUUUCAAAAUGCAGAGAAUGUGCUAGCGUAACAAGGGAACAACACAGUGAAAAAAAAAAGUUCACCCCAUUCAAAUUUGGCACACUUUUGGUGUGAAGUUUGAACCGCGAGGUAUAUCUUUACCAGUGUGCUACCACGUUGUGUAAGUGAACAUGUUCAAGCUGUUUGAUGCACUUAUUUUGCUGAUGACAGUGCUGUUUUGAAGCCAAAAGUGACAAAUAGCUACGUCUUUUCAAGAUUUAGUUGCUUCGUUCCACAAUUCACAACAGCUCACUCUUUCGUUUUCUAUUUGUGACCCGCUCCAGGAAAAGGUGAUAUAAGUCGCACCAUGCAUUUACAAGCAAUGAUCGGCUCAACGUUGGAUUAAAAAAUUCCUUUUUUUUCCGACAAAAUCAUUGAAAAUACUAAUUUCUUAGUCCAUGUGCGAAUUUUGAAGGUGGUUGUAACAGAAGAACAUGUUGGUGGCAAAGUAAGAUUUAAAUGCCUACAACCCACAUCAGAGCCAGAUAUUUCAAAGCCUGUUUUCUAGGUUUUGCAAUUUCGAUUUCCUGGAACUAAUUAAUAUGCAAAUGUGUCAUAACUCCGGAACAGGAAAGGCGACGGAACUCUAUCAUAUACCAAAUGAAAGCUUACAAUUUUGGCUUUCCAGUCGCGUAUGUAACUUGAUUUUUUUUUUUUUUUUUUGCAACUUAUAUCACCUUUUCCUGAAGCGGGUCAUAUUUGGAAUAUUUGGGAAGAUGUUCUUAGCUGGGAAUUUAUUUUCUGUCAAAGGAGACAUGUUUCUCACCGUUGAAUUUUGGAGCGGUUUUAUUUUGACAUGUGCCCCUUUCCCCCCAAGUUUGCGAUUGUGGCUGAUGUCAGAAGUCUUGUCGAACACCCAGGGAUAAUGUAAGAAAUUAUUCAAGAAAUGAACUAUAAAGGCACAAUUCCACGAUACUCUGUUUUUUAUACGGAAGUUAUAUUAAGAGCAUAAUUCAUUUUUGAUAAGUUAGUUUUUAAAAGAGAAUUUCUAGUCUAGGAGAGUCGGGCAGCGACAGAGAUCGGGAAGCUGCGUUUGAGACUUGCAAAUAGUGUGUGCACUGGUUACGUUCCUCUGAGAGGAACGGAAAUAUGGAACACUGUAGAUAUAGUGGGGGUGGGGUUAGGGAUAUCGGGGGAGGGGAGGAGGUACUGUGCUACUGGUAGAUCAGUGCCUGUAAGUAUGUGAUCAAUGCGUUAGAUGUGUUACUGUGUUCUCACUUGUAACAUUGGUGCGGUUUUAUAGACACUUGUCAUACCACAAAAGUCUCAAGCUCUGUGAGUUGAAAUCUUGAUUAUUGGGGGUUGGCAGCGGGCUUGUGGCUUUGGCCAAGUCCGAGAUUCGUGGCUGUGACUCGGGUUUCAUGCCACUGAUGUGCUAUCCAUAGCCGUAAAGAAAACAUUGCUAGAGUCUGUCGCUAGUCAGACUGGAUGCAAGACACCAUGACAGAUACAAGGGCCAAAGUCUGCCCCUGGUAGUUCAUAAGUAAGCAUCUAUACGUAGGGCCUGAAAAGGAUUGUGGUUAUUUUGAUUUUGUUUGGGUUUCCUGUCUCGUGGUGAGUCGGUGGGUUUUUUUGAGGUAGACGUAGAUAGAAACCAGAUGAAUGUGAAUGAAUUGAGGAUUUGUUGAUGGAAGCAUCUGUCAAAUAAUGUACUUUAAAGAGGCGAUGGGUUGAAAGGUGGGGAAAUGUUCUGCGUCCCAAAUUCUGAGAAUUCUGCAACUCAGGUGACUUUGUUAGAAGUACAUCCAACAAUGAAGUCUUUUGUAUGUUAGCGCGCAAGCCACUUUUCCCAUGGUUUCUGAUAUCCUAAUGCUGAACGCAAAGGAAUCAGUGAUGAUACUGUCCUUGACCAAGGCUGGCUUUCUUCACGGCUGGACUUACACGUAGCUAUCCAACUGUAUGAACACAGCUACUCUCUGGCCACCAGCAGUUCAUGUGUCAAAAAGAUCAGUCUGCCUCCAACAAGGUUAUAAAACAAAACAGGAAGGAAUCUUUGUCCUGGGAAGGCUUCAUCACAGAUCGCUGUUGCAUUGAUUAUGUUAGUAAAGUAGACAAGUAUAGAAAUUUCAUUGUGGACGGGUCUUCUACGUAUUGUAUUUUGUAUUGAUGUUCUUUGGUCUGGUAUUGAUGUUCUUUGGUCAAAGUCCCACUUUUGAAAGGGAAAGAAAGUCGUCUUUUUGCUCUCUAAACGUUCCAUUUAAACCACUCGAAGAGAUCACGUUUUUCGGUCUUGUGAGGCUGCCUUGAAUGUGUUGGCAACUUUUUCGUUGACGAGGUAACGUAACUCUAGCAAACGAGGCAGCCGAGGAGUUUUUCUCCUGGUCGGAGUAUAGUGAUUUCGCUUUCACACUGUUCUCGGCCCGGCAUCGCAUCUCACGCGACUCGCAUCCCGCACUUAAUGAUGACAAGUCGAGUUGCACUAUGGAGGGAAAGAAGAAGUGGACACUCCUGUACGAGGGCCGCAGCCCGAGGGGAAAAAAAAUGAAAAAGAGAAAAAAAAAUUAAUAAAGUUAGCAAUUUUCUAAAUGUCCUUAGACUUAACUCUAAUGUGUCAUUGAUGAUAGGGCACUCAAAGAAAAAAAAA